UUACAAACAUCUUGUGUAGGCUACAGGUCAUCAUGACGUUACUAAACACCCAUCCACUGCAGAGUUGGCAGAUGCUGAUGUUGAGGCGCCUUGCCUGCCGCACUUUUAGCCAAUAACUAGGCAUCAGCAAACAGACGUAAUGAUUCAUGAGUGACAGAUUUUUAGCACGAUAAGUGAUCAGAUUUUGAACGUAUAGCUGUAUCAACUGAUCACAAUGCCAGAGUUGCCUAAAUAUACGUUACACGGAAACGUGAAUUACACCUGUGGAGGCAGAUGACACGAAGGCUCUAUCAUUUGUGUACUUCACGAAGGACAUCCUUUGGAUCUGUCUGAAAAUAAAGUGCGACACGAAGAUGAUCACCACUGCUGACCCUGUGGGUAAAUGGAAGGCAAUGGCACGUCCAUCUUUACCAUCCUCAUUGGACUCCACAUUACCUGGGAUAUCUCGAGAAGUGCUGUCUGUGUCCAUGGAACCAAAAUAUCAGUGUCAGCAGUGCAAAGAGAUUCUUAGGAAACCUUUCCAAGCACAGUGCGGACAUCGAUUCUGUGUGUUCUGUUUCAAACAACUCACCAGCUCAGGGCCCAUACCCUGCGAAGCCUGUCGUGCUGAGGGUAUAUUUGAAGAGGCAACAUCUAUACUCAAUAUUGCAGUGGCAUUUCCUGAUAAUGCAGCACGAAGAGAAAUUGAUAGCUUGCCUGCCAAAUGCCCAAAUGAUGGAUGUAGUUGGUCUGGAACACUAAAAGAGUAUGAGGGCCAACAUGAAGGUCGUUGUGACUUUGAACGUGUAAAAUGUGAAGCAUGUCAAGGACUCAUCUUGGUCAGUGAGAAAGAUCGCCACAAUGAGCGGGAAUGUGAGGCCAGAACCCUGAACUGCAAAUAUUGCAAGGUCACAUUCAACUUUAAAGAAAUUAAGGCCCAUGAUGAAAUUUGUCAGAAAUUUCCCAUGCAAUGUAAAGACUGUGGUAAAAAGAAAAUCCCCAGAGAGAAGUUUCAAGAGCACAUCAAAUCCUGUGCAAAGUCCAAGUCGGCGUGCCAGUUCAGUGAGAUUGGCUGCAGGGCAGUGGUCGACAAUGGUAAGCAGCAGGAACAUGAGCAGACCAGUGUGAUGGAACAUUUGCGUCUCAUGCUGGGUGUGCUGUCCUCUGUGCGCCUGCGGGCUGAGGGGGGUGGAGAGUGGCAGGAAGAUUCCGGACUGGGAUUGUAUCGUGGACCCGAAGACGCACCUCCAGCGGGGGCUCAUGCUGCUGCCCAUAAUGCAGGAAGAGGAGGUGGUCCUGGUGUGCAGCAGAAAGUCACAGCAUUGGAGAACAUAGUGUGUGUGUUGAACAGGGAGGUAGAGCGCUCGGCCCUCACCUUGGAGGCACUAUCCCGUCAACAUCGGCUAGACCAGGAAAAGAUAGAGAACUUGUCAAACAAGGUACGACAGCUGGAACGAACUUUAACCAUGCGAGAUCUGCAGUUAUCAGAAUCUGAGCAGUCCUUGCGGGAGCUGCAGUUUUGUACAUAUGAUGGAGUUUUCAUUUGGAAAAUAGCAGACUUCUCUCGUCGCAGACAAGACGCAGUGGGGGGCCGGGCACCUGCUAUGUUCUCACCUGCAUUUUACUCCAGUAAAUAUGGGUAUAAGAUGUGCCUGAGACUCUACCUGAAUGGUGACGGCACGGGUCGUGGCACUCACCUGUCUCUGUUCUUUGUGGUUAUGAGGGGGAAAUAUGAUGCACUGCUUAAGUGGCCCUUUAGCCAGAAGGUGACAUUGAUGCUGUUGGACCAGAACAACAGAGAGCACAUCAUUGAUGCCUUCAGGCCUGACGUGAGCUCCACAUCCUUCCAGAGACCCAUCAGUGAAAUGAACAUAGCCAGCGGUUGUCCUCUCUUCUGCCCCCUCGCCAAGCUGGCAGGCAAAAGCUCGUAUCUGAGAGAUGACACCAUAUUCAUUAAAGCCAUAGUCGACCUCACCGGCUUAUAAAGCAUUGGAAUUAUUCAUAAUAAUAAUUGAUAUUAUUACUAUUAUUAUUAUAUCUCAGCUGCGGAAGCAAUUUAAAUAUGAUAUGAUAUAAAUAAUAAUAGAAUAUUAUGAUAAUAACAUAUUUAAAUAUUGAUUUAUAUUGAGGAAUACAAAUUCAGUGAUAGUAUUAUGUGCACGUAUGAAGUGGCAAACUACCACACCGAUAAUUGCACUAUUUUUAUAUAACUCAGUAAAUACAAUAUAUAUUUAUAUUAAUAUAAUCAUAUUUAUAUAAUACAUAUGUACAGUACACAUUAUAUUUCAACUAUACCUACUUCUAGUAAUGUAUGUAAUCCAGAAAUAUUACAUAUAAGUUUUAUGAGCUGAAGCUUUGGCUAUCAUAUGCAUACAGUACAUGUAGCAGGAUUUUCAUGCUGUUAAAAGUGAGCACAUUUUAGGGGCUUGAACAAUUUAGUAAUAAGUAAUAUAUGUAUAAAUAUAUUAUUAGUAUAAAUAGCUAUAUGUAAGUCACCAGUCUGUUUUUACCAUACUAAUCUGACUAGUUUAAUAAUAGAGAAGCUGUGUAAAUCAUUCAGCUCAUAGAAAUGAAUCAUUGUGCCGUUUGUACUUAAAGACAAGCUUGUGGAUACAACCUGUGCGUGAGGCUACAAUAUUUAAAAUUUAAUUAAGAAAAAAAGUCAGAAACCUUAGCAGGAUUGAAAAAACAUCUUGACUGACCAGUGUUUAGAUUCACUGUAGAACUGGCCCAUUUGUAAACAA
Messenger RNA from Labeo rohita (rohu), 2723 nucleotides. It is a transcript of the gene traf2b, whose product is annotated as Tnf receptor-associated factor 2b. The record is from RefSeq and is a predicted model, not a curated record. Gene Ontology annotation, cellular component: plasma membrane signaling receptor complex; cytoplasmic side of plasma membrane. Gene Ontology annotation, molecular function: ubiquitin protein ligase binding; ubiquitin-protein transferase activity; tumor necrosis factor receptor binding. The transcript has 12 exons. Gene Ontology annotation, biological process: regulation of apoptotic process; positive regulation of JNK cascade; positive regulation of canonical NF-kappaB signal transduction. NCBI's taxonomy places the organism in Eukaryota, Metazoa, Chordata, Actinopteri, Cypriniformes, Cyprinidae. Bases 354 to 1964 code for a protein of 536 amino acids.